UGUAGUAAACCGUAUUAUUAUUAGAGGUAGAGGAUGUGCACAUGAUCGAUACAUUCUAUUGUCCUUUGCUGCCAAAAAAACAAUUGAUAAUGCAAGAGAAGUGGCGAUGAUAUAAAGUUGAGUAUGUUAAUGUGUGAGGUGUGUUGUUGUGUGUCCUUAUGACCAAGACAGAUGGUGUUGACUUGUGGUUGGUGUCACUUUGUCGAUUUUCUAAGAUCAUUGCUGACUCAGCUGCUGCUCACUCACUUUCUUUUUGUCCUCUAGCUCAGCAGCGCGUGGACAAAACAACCGGUCGCCUAUCUCCGGUUCGUAGACGGACCUUUAUUUAGGACGAUGAGUAAUUAGUAAUGGGCCAAUAACAGUAUAAACGAAGCCCAUUACGAAAAGUAGUCGGAGAACAAACAUAGUCGCCGGUCAAAGCGUUGUCGUUUCAAAACAGAGACCUUCGUUUUCCGCAACGGAAGGAGGGAAGCUCUGUCGCUCUUAGAUCUUCACUCGGAAACUUUAGGAGGGAAGAUUACUUUAAAGCUUCGAGCUUUCGGAUCAGCUUGUUUAUAAUCAACUGGUUUCGAUGUCUUUGAUACACCUCUUCUUCUUCGUGGGUUUGGUAAGCCUUGAAGCUGCUGCCGCGACUUCGUUUUCCCUAGGAUCGCGCUCGAUUCUCCGAGACAUCGGUAGUAACGUCAUCGCGGAUCAGAAAGAUAACACCGUCGAGCCGAACGCGAUCAACUUUGAUUCAGUUUUCCAAGACACCUCUGCCAAGUUCGCCGUUUUGGAGUUCUUCGCUCACUGGAGUCUUUUGCUGCUGAAGUUUGGAUUUCUCCUCAGGCUGAUCUACACUCUGUUGCAGCCUGGAUCAAUUAACCCCGCGUCAACGCAGAUGCGCAUGCUACUCCAGUCAUCAAGCUCUAUUUUCAGUCAGCCAUCUACCUGCUGUGGAAAGAGCGUAAUGCUCGUGUGUUCACAGCUGUCUCCUCACCUUCAUCAGUCAUCCUUGCCUCUCUCGACCGUAUGA
Brassica oleracea var. oleracea is the source of this 1015-nucleotide messenger RNA. RefSeq lists its product as uncharacterized. NCBI's taxonomy places the organism in Eukaryota, Viridiplantae, Streptophyta, Magnoliopsida, Brassicales, Brassicaceae. Bases 572 to 1015 code for a protein of 147 amino acids. The record is from RefSeq and is a predicted model, not a curated record. The transcript is spliced from 2 exons.